AUCGGCCUUCAUAAUAUUCAAUUGACUAAACAAACGUAGUUUAUACGCGCUUUGUCAGAUGGCGCGUCGGAUGCCCGGUUUUCAAGUUAUCUCCAUAGCAGGAGCACGUGUAUUGGUUUGUUGCUGUCGAUAUACGUACGUGCAUAGUAUAUAUAAUAAAUAACAAACAAAAUGGCAGGAGUUAGAAAGUUAAAACGUAGGAAGAAGUAUCGUGUAAAUGUAAAUCGUAAAAGGUUACGGAAUAAGUUGCAAAAAGUACCUACUAUUCCGUGCGAACAAGUGAAGAAAGCAUGGGAAGUUACGAAAUCUGUACGCACCAACUUGAAAGAAAUGGGCUUGGCAUAUGAUGCGAAUGAAGCGAUACAAAUUCCUAAUGUAAAGCAGGAAAUGUUGGAGAAUGCUAAGAGAAAAGUUGUAGCAGAUGAGAACAUGUCAGAUGAGGAAGAUGAAGCUAUGGACGUGAUUCCGGCUAAAAAUUAUGUAGCAGAAGCAUUGGAAGCUGAAGCAAAAGCACCUAGACAACGUCUUUUAAACCUACCAAAAGGACAAGCACAGUUCCUUACUUACUUGAUACAAAAAUAUGACGAAGAUUAUAAGGCAAUGUCAAGAGAUAAGAAAAAUCACUAUCAAUUAACUUGGAAACAAAUACGUGCCAAGAUCAAAAUGUUUAAAGGAAUUCCAAAACAAUACGAUAAAUAUCUUCAAGAUAACAGUAUAGAAUGUUAGGGACUUUUAUUGAUGUGUAAUUAUUAUUUAUGUAUAAAACUUAAGUUACUAACUUUUUAUAUACAAGAAAAUUAACUGAAUACAUCCUACUAUCUUAUCCGUACUAAUUGUCUAAAUUUUAAAUAGCAGCUAUAUAUACAUUACAAAAACAACACUUUAAUAUGAA
Messenger RNA from Harpegnathos saltator (Jerdon's jumping ant), 892 nucleotides. Its product is annotated as nucleolar protein 16. The transcript is spliced from 3 exons. Bases 172 to 726 code for a protein of 184 amino acids. Gene Ontology annotation, biological process: ribosomal large subunit biogenesis. The record is from RefSeq and is a predicted model, not a curated record. NCBI's taxonomy places the organism in Eukaryota, Metazoa, Arthropoda, Insecta, Hymenoptera, Formicidae. Gene Ontology annotation, cellular component: nucleolus.